AUGGGAGAGAAAUUUAUGCAAAUAUUUCGCGGUAUACCAUAUGCGGAACCGCCAAUUGGCGAACUUCGAUUUAAAAGACCAAUCAAACGAAGUCGUUGGCAUCAAGAAUAUUCGGCGAUUGAUUUUGGACCGCCGUGUUUGCAGUUUAUGGAUUUUCAUCUUAAUGAUAGAUAUUCAAAAGAUAAUAUGCAAUAUCAAAGUGAAGACUGCUUAUAUUUGAAUGAGCCAGAUGAUGAAGGAAAAUUAUAUCCUAUGUUAAUUUGGAUUCAUGGAGGAUCAUUUUUGGCUGGUUCUAGUGACACAGGCAUUGAUAUGGAUGUUGUAGCAAAGAAUUUCAUAUUCAAUGGAGUCGUUCUGGUAACACUCAACUACAGGCUUGGUCCAUUAGGUUUUCUAAAUUAUCAAUACGAUGGUAAUAUCGAAGGCAAUUUUGGUAUUUGGGAUCAAGUGAUGGCUUUAGAAUGGAUUCAGUCAAAUAUAAAACAACUUAACGGUGAUCCUUCAAAGAUAACAUUAAUGGGUGAAAGUGCUGGGGCUGCUGCAGUAUCAUUACUUGCUGUUUCACCUGUUACGAAAGGACUUUUUCAUCAAAUAAUCGCCUUGUCCGGAUCGGUAACUGCCGGUUGGGCGAUACAUCGACAUGGAAAAUCAGAUUGGAGCGCUGGAAAUUUAGUUGCUUAUUUGCGUUGCGAAAAAGAAUUCAGCGAUAAUCACAUUAAGGAAAUAGCCAGCAAAGAGAAGGAAGCGAUGGAUUUAAAAAAUAUGGAUUGUAAUUCACAGGAUGGUGUUCCCGAAUGUAUAAAAAAUGGAAUUGGUUUAGAAGCUCCUGAACUUAUGGAUUGCUUACGAAAGGAAGCCAAUUUUUCAUCAUCGAUUUUUCGACGAGCUCUAGCCCAUGAGGCUACAAUAGGAUUUGAAAUUGGAGAUUUUAUUAUUGAAAAUAUACCGGUUAAAAAUUUGCCUGCAGUUCUAUUUAUGUUAGGGGUAUCGAAAAUGGUCGUUGAUAACAAAUUGGUUCCAGCAUCUGGUGUAGAACUGAUAAUAGCAAAUGGACGAAUGCCUAUUAUGAUUGGAGUAGCUAAAAGUGAAUGGUCACACAAAAAAGCACAAUUUUACAAUUUUCAUCACUUUGGUAAUGUGACAAUGGAAGAAUGUAUUGAUAAUAUUCGCAAAAUAAUUGAUAAGCACUUUCAUGCUGGAACUUCUCAUAGGCUUCCAGAUUCAACACUUGAAUUAAUUACGAACGCUUCAUAUUUCAGAUAUAUUGAUUCUCCAGAUGGAGAUUGGUCUUUGCCUAGGAUAGUUUCUGCAUUACAAGAACUCGAAGCUGAUAUCGAAUUCGUAUCACCAGCGCAAAAAGAAAUUGAAGCUUACGCCUUAAAAGGUUUACCUGUAUAUGCAUAUUCAUUCGAAUAUAUGCCAAGAUCGCCACUGAUUGAAGAAGAAACUCGUUCAUUUGCAUUAUUUGGUCAACAAAACGUAAAAGUUAUGAGAAGAGAAAUGCAAAUGCAUGGUAGAGAAGGACGUAAAGCAUUUCAUGGUUUGGAUCAUGCGUUCAUAUUUACGCGAGGCUACGCGAGUAAUAUGCAAAUCACGCCAUUCACUAAAAAAGAUGCCCAAAUGUCAAAAAUGUUAUCAACAAUGAUAACGAAUUUCGUUAAAUAUGGAAAUCCAACAGCAAAUCCAUGGAAUGGUUUUAAUUGGCCAUUAUAUACUAAUGAAUCGUCAACAUAUGCGAUUCUUGACUUACCGCCAAGGAAGAAGAUGGGUAGCCUACACUGGCCAGCCACAAAGUUUUGGAAUAAGGAAGUGGUUUUACUAGAAAAAUGUGCAUUUAAUAGUAAUGGCGUUUCAAAAACUGAAGACUAUGAAUUAACAUCGGAAGAAAGAUUGCAGUUAUCCGCGUAUCGACGAGCUUGGUGGGCACUAUGGCUUCUUGUUGCAGUAAUAGCCUUAAUUAUUUGGCUAAGUGUUAUUUGUAUUGUUGUUACACGCUGUCAAAGUCCAAGAGCUAAACCUUAUAACAAUAUUAUUGUUAAUAGGUGA
Messenger RNA from Dracunculus medinensis (Guinea worm), 2046 nucleotides. The record is from the annotation of a GenBank genome assembly. Lineage: Eukaryota; Metazoa; Nematoda; Chromadorea; Rhabditida; Dracunculidae.